AGCCGACCCCACGGAAUGGGACAAAGGUUUGAUGUUGUUGUUGUGUUCUCUUGGUUAUUAUCUGAACUUUCCCUACUACAGAUGCUUGGAGAAAGCUUGUACCCACUUGUGGAGCAACUAGAACGUGAUCAUGCGGCCAAAGUGACUGGAAUGCUCUUGGAGAUGGACCAGACUGAAGUGUUACAUUUGCUGGAGUCUCCAGAUUCUUUGAAAGCCAAAGUUGCUGAGGCAAUGGAGGUUUUGAGGAAUGUUGCACAGCAUCAGCAGCCAAAUAAUACGCCCACUGAUCAGCUUUCCGCGCUUUCUCUGAAUGAUAACCUUUAAAUAUUUUUGAUCGGCUGCAGUAAAACUUUAUUGGUGAUUUAGUUUUGUCUGUGAGUGGAAUCGGUGAGUGGUACUUGAAUUUUUGUUUGUUGUAUUUUAUUAUAUGCGACAUUAUGACUGUUUAUUAUUAUGGUUUGUAAACUUACUUUUUUUAUUUAUGAUAUGGUAAACUCUGUCUUGAGACUAAUGUUUAUUGCUGGAUA
Molecule: messenger RNA, 527 nt
Organism: Dendrobium catenatum
Lineage: Eukaryota; Viridiplantae; Streptophyta; Magnoliopsida; Asparagales; Orchidaceae
Product: polyadenylate-binding protein 8-like
Exons: 1
Coding region: 16-324 (102 amino acids)
Biological process (GO): regulation of double-strand break repair; protein polyubiquitination; DNA damage response
Cellular component (GO): nucleus
Molecular function (GO): RNA binding
Source: RefSeq, a predicted model, not a curated record